Messenger RNA from Fukomys damarensis (Damara mole-rat), 2756 nucleotides. RefSeq names its product Rho GTPase activating protein 22 (gene Arhgap22). Gene Ontology annotation, biological process: signal transduction; activation of GTPase activity. Gene Ontology annotation, cellular component: focal adhesion. Gene Ontology annotation, molecular function: GTPase activator activity. The coding region runs from base 277 to 2469 and encodes 730 amino acids. The transcript has 10 exons. The record is from RefSeq and is a predicted model, not a curated record. NCBI's taxonomy places the organism in Eukaryota, Metazoa, Chordata, Mammalia, Rodentia, Bathyergidae.
GGAGUCUAGAGCCCGGGCAGCUCAGAGGGACCGCCAGGGCGACCCCGCCCUGGCCCGGUGAUCGAUCACCAAAGAUCCCUGUGUCUUUAAUGGACCGCUUGGAUGGGAAUUAAUUCUGGGAUGAAUAAAUAAUGCAUCGAAGUUUACGUAGUCCUAGGCGAGCCAUCCGUCCGGAGCCAGGAGAGGGAGCCAAGGGGCCGCGAGGGCGACGCCAGCUGCAGGGGGCGACAAGCGGGGCGUGAAGCGCCCAGCAACAGCGCAAAAAGAGGGACGUGGAUGACGGGCUUGGGCCGGUGCGUCCGGCCCCGCGGCUGCAGGAGCAUGCUGAGCCCGAAGAUCAGACAGGCCCGCAGGGCCCGCUCCAAGAGCCUGGUCAUGGCAGAGCAGAGCCGGGGCUCUGGGCAGCCACUGGGCCCUCGCAGGCCAGGCCCCGUGCUGAAGGCUGGCUGGCUGCGGAAGCAGCGGGGCAUCAUGAAGAACUGGCAGCAGCGCUGGUUUGUGUUGUGUGGGGAUCAGCUCUUCUACUACAAGGACAAAGAUGAGACCAAGCCUCAGGGAUUUAUUUCUCUACAAGGGACCCAGGUGACUGAACUUCCUCCUGGCCCCGAGGAUCCAGGAAAGCACCUCUUCGAGAUCAGCCCAGGUGGUGCCAGGGAGCGGGAGAAGGCACUGGCCGGCCCUGAGGCGCUCCUGCUCAUGGCCAGCUCCAGGAGGGACAUGGAAGACUGGGUGCAGGCCAUCCGCCGGGUCAUCUGGGCCCCGCGGGGUGGAGGUACUACCCAUAGCUCGCGUGCCCGCCCUGUAGAACCCUUGCGUAAAGGGAUCUUUGGGCAGCGGCUGGAGGACACGGUCUACCUUGAGCGGAAGUACGGGCCCCGGCUGGCCCCAAUGCUGGUGGAGCAGUGUGUGGACUUCAUCCGGGAGCGUGGGCUCGCUGAGGAGGGGCUCUUCCGCCUGCCUGGCCAGGCUGACCUGGUGCGGGGCCUACAGGACUCCUUUGACUGUGGUGAGAAGCCACUCUUUGACAGCACAACGGAUGUGCACACAGUGGCUUCCCUGCUGAAGCUGUACCUGCGGGAGCUGCCUGAGCCCGUGAUCCCCUUCGCUAGGUAUGAGGACUUCCUCAGCUGCGCCCAGCUGCUCACCAAGGACGAGGGGGAGGGGACUCUAGAGCUGGCCCAACAAGUGCGCAACCUCCCUCAGGCCAAUUACAACCUGCUCACAUAUAUCUGCAAGUUUCUGGAUGAAGUGCAGUCCCACUCAGACGUCAACAAGAUGAGUGUGCAGAACCUGGCAACUGUGUUUGGACCUAACAUCCUGCGGCCACCGAUGGAGGACCCAGUGACCAUCAUGGAAGGCACCUCCCUGGUCCAGCACCUUAUGACUGUCCUCAUCCGAAAACAUGGCCAGCUCUUUAUGGCACCCACCCCAGAAGGGCCCAUAUCACCAUGUAGAAGGUCACCGUGCACCGUGGGCUGGGGCUCUGAGGAGGCCAACAAAGACAGCCAGGGAGAGCCUGGGGACCCCAGCUUGCCCACACACAGGACCUCAUCUCUGGAUGGGCCAGCGGCCGCAGUCCUCUCUAGGACAUCCGCCCUGGGCCAGGGCAGCCCCAGGAAGAGAGUGCAGACGCUGCCAGGCUGGAAGUCAUCUUUCCACCAGCGGAGAUCUGGGUCAGUGAGCCCACAGCAGGGCAGUACGUCCCUGGAGGUGCCUCCGGCCUCUGGAGGCGGCAGUGGUGGCCGGGGAAAUUGGCUCAUGAAUGGGCUGUCAUCUCUGCGCGGCCACCACCGGGCCUCAUCAGAGGACCGGCUCAAGGACUCAAGCUCCACACAGAGACUGUCCACCUACGACAAUGUGCCCCCGCCAAGCCUCUUUCCUAGCACGGCCAGUGUGGCCAGCACAGCGUGGUCCCUGGCCUCAUCACCCCGAGAUGCCUCUGUCAGUAGCUGCACAGCCUGCAGGGCCAGCGACUCAUCUGCUGGCAGCUCCCUGCACACCGAGUGGGCCCUCGAACGAUCCCCACUCCCCAGCAGCAGUGGCGAGGACCACAGGUCUCUCGACCCAGCCUACGGCCCAGAUGAAGCAGGGGUGGGCGACAGCAGCAGCCAGGAACCCAGCAACCCUGGCAGCCCUGGCCAGGACCCUCCCCACCGCUGCCGGGUGCUCCAGGGCCUGGUGGCUGAGCUCAGGGCGGAACUGAGCCACCAGCGGACCGAGUAUGAGGCGAGCCUGAGAAGCAUUGAAGAGGGCAGCGCAGAGCUACGGGGUCAGCUGUCUCGGCUGGAGGAGGAGCUGGACCAGGAGAGGAAGAAGCACUCUAUGCUGGAGAUCAAGCUGCGAAACUCAGAGCGGGCGCGGGAGGAUGCAGAGCGUCGAAACCAGCUGCUGCAGAAGGAGAUGGAAGAGUUCUUUUCCACGCUGGGAAGCCUGACAGUGGGGGCCCAAGUUGCCAGAGCCCCAAAGUGAAAGGACCAGAGGGCACACUCUGUAGGCCAAGCCAGAAGCCUUGUCACUGGUCCAGGCAGGAUAGGCGCUUGGAGACAGAUCCAGCCACCCAUGGACUGUGGGGUCCCCCCCCAUACCCAGGCAGGAUCUGCUGCGUUCCCUCUGACUACACAGGGUCUGGUGGGCAUCAAAGGGGACAGUGACUACAGUGGCUUUUAGCCUCUCACCCAGGAAGAACCCCAGGGCUGCCCGCUGCAAGCUAAGGUGCCCAGAGCUGCAAGCUGCCAGGAGCCAUCGUGCUGUUUAUU